Molecule: messenger RNA, 3932 nt
Organism: Electrophorus electricus (electric eel)
Lineage: Eukaryota; Metazoa; Chordata; Actinopteri; Gymnotiformes; Gymnotidae
Product: protein transport protein Sec24C
Biological process (GO): endoplasmic reticulum to Golgi vesicle-mediated transport; intracellular protein transport; COPII-coated vesicle cargo loading
Cellular component (GO): COPII vesicle coat; endoplasmic reticulum exit site
Molecular function (GO): SNARE binding; zinc ion binding
Source: RefSeq, a predicted model, not a curated record
UAUACGAAGAAUGCGUAAAGUAACGGUGGACGUGAUUACAGAACUGUCAAAACGCCGAUGAAGACAAAAUCCAGCAAAUGCUAUAAACUACUUACCUAGCUAUCAGAAUGGAUUGAAAAGCUAAAUUGUACAAGGGAACAUUAAAAACUAUAGUUAAGCCGAAAAGAUGUUGGGGAGCUAACGACAUGAUGCGAGUAUAGAAUCAGCUAAUGAAGCGACAACUGUCAGCCUGAGCAAGGUCGUAUAAUCUGGAUCAAAAUAAUAUAACAUCUGACGUUUUUUGAAAUGCAUAGAGACCCGACAUUUCUGACGCUGGGUUCGAUCAACCCGGGACCACUGUAGCUACUGUACUGUUAAAGUAACCUUGCUCUACUCUUCAGUCUGUUACAGCCAGCUGUCUUGUUCUUUGCUAGCUAACCUAGCUAAUCCCUCUCAAAAUUGCUGUUAAAUGUACAUUUUGCUGCAUCGUACCUAGUGGCCAGGUAACUGGGUUAUUCUAGCUACCAAAAACAUCAUACAUUCUCCUUAAAUUUGCUUGGUGUGAAACAUGAAACAGUAGCUGAAUUGGUGCGAAGAGAUUCCAGCUCAUGGAGAUUCCAGGUUAUGGUCACCAGCAGCAGCCGUGGGGGGUCUAUAGUACCUGGGCUAACGUCCCGUCUCCGGUUGGCUGUACCAUCGGCUCCCCCACCGGCGCUCCUCCGUCCUACCCGCCACUACACCCGAACACUGCUACUCACAGCAAGCAGGCUGCUGUGGGUCCUUCGGAAAUGCCUGCCACUACGGCUAACUUGGGCCAAGUCCAACAGAAAGCGUCCUGGGACCCCUCUCAGCCCCAAUGCAAUGGUGUAUUUAAACCUGCAACUGACGUCAGAGGUUCAACAGAGAUGCCACAGCAGCCAAUAAGCCCACUGCUGGCCAGUCCUGUUUCCUGUCCUAAGUCGGAAUCUCGCUAUGGCCUGGACCCUCAGCUAUUACCAAGUGUCGUGCAGGUGAUGAAUGAGGACUGGACUCAGUGGGAGGGGAAAGUGUUCACAUCAGGUCCCCAGUCGUCUGUUCCUCCUCUCUCUACCACUCCCUGCAGUCUGAAGGAUAGAGGUAAUGCCACAGCAAGGUUUGUCCGCUGCACAUCGUACAGUUUCCCCGCUGAAGCCCAAUCUGCUCAACAGAGCCAUGUGCCGCUGGCGGCCAUCUUUUGCCCUCUAGCCAGACUGGAGGAUGGAGAGUGCGCAGUGCCGCUGUGUGACGCGGCCGAGUGCGUUAAAGGCUGUGGGAGCUGCGGUGCCUUCAUGAGUCCUGCUAUGAGCUGGCAGGACUGUGGCCAGCGGUUCUACUGCCCCUUCUGUGGCAAGCUUACGGAGGUACCAUGGCAGUCAUAUCAGCCUACUAACAAAGGCCAGAGAGUGGACCAAGAGAAGCGGUCAGAGCUCAGUCUGGGCUCGUAUGAGAUCCUGGAAACACAGCAGGGAGAAACAGCUGUGUUACUCCUGGCAAUUGAUGUUACUGCCAGUGCAGUAAGAUCAGGGCAGUUGGACUUCAUCUGUCAGCAACUGUGUUCCCUACUGCUGUCUCUAGAUGGUGCUGACCAGUCAGAUCUCCGAGUUGCUUUGAUGACCUAUGACAGUAGGAUCCACCUCUACAAUCUCAGCCCAAGUUUGUCCCGCCCCCACAUGAUGAUCAUUACAGACACAGAUGACCUGGAACUUCCUGUGAGGGAAGGGCUUCUGGUGCCACUCAAAGACUGCAGACAGACUGUAGAGAAUAUUCUACAGCAAAUCCCCUUGUUUGAGGCAGAAAGCCAGGGAGGUCUAGGCUCACAAAAUCUUCCAGUGUCAGCUGGGCUCAAGAUUUUACAGACUGCAGUUAGUCCUGGGAAGCUGUUGGUCUUCCAUUCUUCCCCUCUUGCUGAGACCACAAACAAGCAAAGCUCCAUGGGCUUCUUCACCUCCACCAAACCAAAGUCAAUCUUUCAGGCUCCUGACGCUUCCACCUCAUUGGCCAAGGCAUGUGUCAAUCAAGGCUGCAGCGUGCAGCUCUUUGUAUUUUCACAGCAGGAUGUAGGCGGGGCUUGGCCUGGACACAUCCCAUUUCUGACAGGGGGCAAACUUAUCUGCUACAACAGUCUACAGUCAGAGGUGGAGAGAGAACGGUUCAGUGGAGACCUCAGGAACAGUAUGGACACUGAGGUGGCAUACAAAGCUCAGCUAAGGGUGUUCGUUAGUAAAGAACUACGUGUGUCUGGUUGCUAUGGCUCCUUCCUUGCUGGCCCUGACUCCUGCUGUGUUGCUAUGGCAGCGCUUGAUUGGCACACAUCCCUGGCAUUUGAGUUCACUCACAACAAAUCCCUCGAUGAAUCUAGGGGCGUGGCCAUUCAGGCGGUCCUGUCAUACAGCACAUCUGCAGGACACAGGAAGACGCGGGUGCACACUGUUAGCCUGGGGUGCUCUCGGAACCUUCUGGAGACAUUCCGCACCAGCCAGGCAGAGACGCUCCUCUGCUUCUACUGCAAGAAGAUGUAUUGCAUGGCUCUGGAGACACCCCUGCAGUGUCUUCGUGAGGAGCUCCAGAUGGAGGUCACCGAGCUGCUGGCCUGCUACAGAAAACACUGCAGCACCACCUCUGUGUCCCCCGGGCAGUUGGUACUGCCACAGUUCCUGAAGGUUCUGCCCGUGUAUGUGAACAGCCUGAGGAAGAGCGAGGUUCUCCUGCCGGGCCUUCGCAGCUCCGUGCACCUGCGUCUGCAGCUGCGUGCCCUCUCCGUCUCCAUGGACACGCGCAGCAACGCCAUGCAGCUCUACCCGCUCGUCCUACCGCUACUUGGGAGUGAUGUGGGUGGCAGUGUGCCCCCUAUGGCCCAGGCGGUGCGCUGCACCGCAUCCAGCCUGCGCUCGGAGGGUCUCUACCUGCUCUUCUCGCCCUUGGAGCUGCUGCUGUGGGUGGGCAGCCAGGCGCCCACCCAGGCUCUGACCCAGCUCUUCAACACCACCUCCUUCUCAUCGCUCACAUCUGGGGAGAUGAGUCCUCCCCAUCUGGACAACCCUCUUUCAGUCAGUCUUUGGAAUCUCAUCAGGUUCCUACAGUCCUGGGCAUCCAUUACUCUUAAGUUGAAAGUGGUGAAGGAAGGCGACAGUUGUGAGGAGUGCCUGCAGCGCCUCCUAGUGGAGGACAAGAGUCCUAACGGGGGAGCCUCCUACGCUGAUUUCCUGUUCCACCUCCAUGUCAAUUCACUGCGUCUUGUUGUGGGCUGAUGUGCGUAUUCUGCGCAGCCAUCAAUCAGGGACAAGUGGCCUACUCCAUUGGCCUCUUUAUUUAUCUUUUUCAUCUAUGUAACUUCCUCUUGGUAAGAGACGAGAGCAUUAAAGAUGACAUUAGUUGCAGCCAGCCUGUCAGGUGCAGUCUGUUAGGGGAAUAAGGAGUUGAGGGAAGUCUCCUCCUUGGGCGAUUGCCAUUGAGUUAAGGACUGUGUAAUGGAUGAGAGAUGAGUUCCCCAUUUUUUGCAAUCUGCCGGGGUUCUGGAGAUGGUUCAAUUUACCAUUUAUUUUAUUUUAAUUUUGCACACAGUGCAUUACUGACAACAAUGAAUUACAACUUGCAUGUUUGCAUUGUAAGCAAUAAGAUUUUUUCACUCAUUGAAUUGUUUCACAUCUUAAUAAGACUGUUGUUAUAUUUUACUGUUACUGGUGUAAGCAUCAAUGUAUAAAUAAUAUCUAUGUGUUUUAUUUAUUUCAUAUUUAUUUUUGUAUUUGAAUGCACGUCCCUGCAGUGUGUGAGUGUCCUAAUAAACAUAAGUGUGUGGCAAGUUGCUGUAAAAUCAACUAUCUGUGUUUCUCUGUAUGAGCAGUACCCUUCUCAUGUAAUGUAAAUGUAAACGCAUGGUAUUUCAGUCUGAAACAGAAUGUUUACUAAUGCUAAACUAAAUAUACUAAUGAUGAAAA